Messenger RNA from Botrytis fragariae, 873 nucleotides. RefSeq lists its product as uncharacterized. The record is from RefSeq and is a predicted model, not a curated record. The coding region runs from base 1 to 873 and encodes 290 amino acids. The transcript is spliced from 3 exons. NCBI's taxonomy places the organism in Eukaryota, Fungi, Ascomycota, Leotiomycetes, Helotiales, Sclerotiniaceae.
AUGGAGAACCUACCUGAGGCAAAAGUAAAGGGGGAUCAAAUCAGAAGGAUGAACAAAAAUACAAUUACGGUUGACAUGAACCCAGAUGUGAAAAUUUGGCAGUCAAAGAUACACGCACUUACAGCAACCCGAUAUGAAAAUUUUCAAAAGCUUAGAGAAAUCGAUAUUUUAAGGGAGGAAGCUCAUGUUAAAUACCGUAUUUUGAUUGAAGAUAAUAUGGCACUUUUCAAAAAGGAGUUCCCAAAUGCUUCAAGAGCUUUGCUGGCUGAAUUUCGGAAAGUGGCUUUUGAAAAUAACAUUCUUGACGACUUGAACGUUGCGCGUAAGAAACAAGAGAUUGUCGACACUGCCUCCCGUGAUGAGCUAAAAGAGAUGUACAAGGCUUUCAACAACCUCUUCCCGAAAUACAUUCUUCAAGAUGUUCAAAUUAGUCUCCCUGCUACUGAUUUCAAGAGAAUAGUAGCAUUCUUCCGAAAUUGUUCGCCUGAGGAUGUUGCAAGGGAAAUACCUACACACAAGGCGCUGCCGGGCUCUAAAAUCUACAGCUGCGAGAAGAGCUUCAAUAGAGACGACCUUCCGCCAUCAUACAGAGCGCAGGUCGAGCGCGCACGACAGUUCCCUGACGACCCGGAUCGCCUUAUCUCAUAUGAUACCCCAGGAGUCACUGAGAAAAUGCGAAACCCACAAUGCAGAAAAGAAAAGGACGCUUUUACUACUACCUUGGAGACUGUCUGGGUUUACAAUUCCGACGUAAAGAAGUAUGAGCCGCAUUUUCAUCAGCAGGUUUUUCACAAAUACUCAAACGACCAGGUCAAUGGCUUAAGAAAGAGAAUGACGAUCUAUGUUGAGAUUUCAAUCGUUGAUGUUGAAUGA